CCGUGAGAAGGGGAGUCUAGGGGCCUAGGAUCUCGGUUCGGGAAACAUUCCCUACUUUGAGGGAGACAGGAUGAACGUCUGCGGACUGCGCUGUAGGAAAGGGAGGCUGGUGGCCUGGCGUCCUGGGUUCCAGAGCAGCCACGAUGCCUACCUCCGCGCCCCACGGGACCCCUUUCCUUCUCCUAGCACCUCUACUGAUGGUGUCUGCUGUGCUGGCGGUGCCCCUGGACCGCGCGGCGCCCCAUCAGGAGGACAGCCAGCCCACUGAGAGCCCGGACACAGGCCUGUACUACCACCGGUACCUCCAGGAGGUCAUCAAUGUGCUAGAGACAGACGGGCACUUCCGGGAGAAGCUGCAAGCUGCCAACGCUGAGGACAUCAAGAGUGGAAAGCUGAGCCGAGAGCUGGACUUCGUCAGCCACCAUGUCCGCACCAAGCUGGACGAGCUCAAGCGACAGGAGGUAUCGAGGCUGAGGAUGCUGCUCAAGGCCAAGAUGGACGCAAAGCAGGAGCCCAACUUGCAGGUGGACCACCUGAACCUCCUGAAGCAGUUUGAACACCUGGACCCGCAGAACCAGCACACAUUUGAGGCUCGGGACCUAGAGUUGCUGAUCCAGACGGCCACCCGAGACCUUGCCCAGUAUGAUGCUGCACAUCAUGAAGAGUUCAAACGCUACGAGAUGCUCAAGGAACAUGAGCGAAGACGUUACCUGGAAUCUCUGGGAGAGGAACAGCGGAAGGAGGCUGAGAGGAAGCUACAAGAGCAACAGCGCAGACACCGGGAACACCCCAAAGUCAAUGUCCCUGGCAGCCAAGCCCAACUGAAGGAGGUGUGGGAGGAGCUGGAUGGAUUGGACCCUAACAGAUUCAACCCCAAGACCUUCUUCAUACUACAUGACAUCAACAGCGAUGGGGUCCUAGAUGAGCAAGAGCUGGAAGCUCUCUUCACCAAGGAGUUGGAGAAGGUUUACGACCCAAAGAAUGAAGAGGACGACAUGAGAGAGAUGGAGGAGGAACGGCUGCGUAUGAGGGAGCACGUGAUGAAGAAUGUGGACACCAACCAGGACCGUCUGGUGACCCUGGAGGAGUUCUUGGCAUCCACACAGAGGAAGGAGUUUGGGGACGCAGGGGAAGGAUGGAAGACAGUGGAAAUGUAUCCAGCCUACACAGAGGAGGAGCUGAGGCGAUUUGAGGAAGAGCUUGCUGCCAGGGAGGCUGAGCUGAAUGCCAAGGCCCAGCGCCUCAGCCAGGAGACCGAGGCCCUGGGGCGCUCCCAGGACCGCCUGGAGGCUCAGAAGAGAGAGCUGCAGCAGGCUGUUCUGCAGAUGGAGCAAAGGAAGCAGCAGCAGCAGCAGCAGCAGCAGCAGCGGGAACAGAAUGCUCCGCCCUCCAAACCUGACGGGCAGCUGCAGUUCCGGGCAGACCCAGAUGAUGCUCCUGUCCCAGCUCCAGCACGUGACCAGAAAGACGUGGCUGCUUCUGAAAAGAAGGCCCCAGAACAGCCCCCUGAGCUGCCCCAGCUGGAUUCUCAGCACUUAUGAUCUCUCAGUGACCCCCCAGCCCUCAAGUUCCUACAGACAGCGACGGAAGCUGGAUGAAGUGUCCUUGCGGCCUCUCUGGAGGCCUGAGCCUGCAUGGCCUCCUGGGGAGGAGAACGGGGGCCCCCUGUUCCUUAGAGGCACCUGUGUCUGCCCCUCUCAGCUCUCCCAGCCUCCAGGUCCCAGUCCUUCCUUCUGUCUCCUGGCUUCUUUACUCUGUCAGGGACUCACUGCAGGAGCUGGAGUUGACAGAGACCCUCACGUACCUGGAGUGCUUGCUCCAGGCCUGCCUGCCUUCCUGGUUUGCUCUUGGCUGUUCCAGGCUUAGCCAUUUUGCAUCCUGUGACUAGUGUCACAGGGUCCCAGGAGCUUGGCUUGGUCCCUUUUACUCUGUCUUCUGUGGGGCCAGAGAUCUCAAUUCCUUUCAGUGGCUGGAGGCUUGGGACAUGGGGUGUCCUUCAAGUAAACGUCACCUUUGCCUGGACCCUGGGCUUCCAUCGCCACCUCACCAGCCAUACCCUGACCUCCUGGGCCCAAUACCUACCCCAUGGCUCCAGAAGGUACCCAGAUAUGGCUGCACACCUAGCUGAGAUUCAGCCGCCCUCAGCCCCCAUUGGGUGCUCCUGAAAAUUGGUACACCCUGGCUUCAUGCCACACUACGAUGUCCUGCUCUAUGCUCCAGUUCCAGUCAAAUAUAGCCUGGCACAAAUAAACAUUAGCGUGUUUGUGUGUA
Molecule: messenger RNA, 2271 nt
Organism: Peromyscus californicus insignis
Lineage: Eukaryota; Metazoa; Chordata; Mammalia; Rodentia; Cricetidae
Gene: Nucb1
Product: nucleobindin 1
Exons: 13
Coding region: 144-1541 (465 amino acids)
Cellular component (GO): extracellular exosome; endoplasmic reticulum-Golgi intermediate compartment
Molecular function (GO): calcium ion binding
Source: RefSeq, a predicted model, not a curated record